Oxyura jamaicensis (ruddy duck) is the source of this 1931-nucleotide messenger RNA. RefSeq names its product HORMA domain containing 2 (gene HORMAD2). The transcript is spliced from 13 exons. NCBI's taxonomy places the organism in Eukaryota, Metazoa, Chordata, Aves, Anseriformes, Anatidae. The record is from RefSeq and is a predicted model, not a curated record. The coding region runs from base 112 to 1179 and encodes 355 amino acids.
GAGCCGAGCCGAGCCGAGCCGGCAGGCGGAGCCCGCGGCCCCCGGGCUGAAGGAGUGGGGCUCAGCCGCGCAGGUUUUUGAUUGCAAGUGGAAGACAGGUCUUUGAAAUACAUGAUGGCCACUUGUCAGCUUUUACACACGAGACAAAAGAAGUCUUCUAAGGAAUCAGUGUUGUUCCCCAACAAAAUUGAUACUGAGCAGCAGUCUGUGGUGCUGGUGAAAAGACUUCUGGCCAUCUCUGUCUCCUGUAUAACAUAUCUGAGAGGGCUGUUCCCAGAGAGUUCUUACGGAACUCGCUAUUUAGAUGACCUCUGUCUAAAAAUUCUCCGAGAAGAUAAAAGCUGUCUGGGAUCAUUUCAGAUAGUCAAGUGGAUUCAAGGUUGUUUUGAUGCUUUGGAGAGGCAGUAUUUGCAUAUCGCUGUCCUGGCAAUUUACACCAAUCCCAAGGAACCGGAGACAGUGACUGAACUGUACCAAUUCAAAUUCAAGUACAGAAAGGAGGUGCCCCAGAUGGACAUCAUCAGCAACAAAAUGAACUUUGUGAAUGGGGUGUGCAGCGAGGACAUUAAACAAGCCAGCAGUCUGCUGAUCCGUAAGCUGUACCUGUUAAUGCAAAACCUUGGCCCACUUCCCAAUGACAUUACCCUGACCAUGAAACUCUUCUAUUACAAUGAAGUAACUCCCAACGAUUACCAGCCGCCUGGCUUUAAGGAAGAAGUCAGCCCCGCGGACCUGUUGUUUGAUGGUGAUCCCAUCAACCUGAAAGUAGGGUCAGUCUCCACUGGGUUCCACACCAUGAAAGUGAAAGUAACGACUGAAAACAAAAGGAUGGGGAGAAUUGAAAGCAACCUGAUCCAGAAGAAUGGCCCAACUGAGAUCUCCCAUCAAGGGUUAGACUAUGAUGAAGAGGAAGAGGAGGGGAGCACCAAGGACAACCCUCUCCCUGUCAGAGCAGAUUCAGGUGAGCCUGAAAAGGACAAAAAUGAUACCCAUCCAGGCUGGAGACCUGAAGCAUCUUCUUUUUGCCUUCAAGAUACAGGUGGAAAGGAGAAGACAGAAAUAAAAGAAAAGGGCAGAAUGCCUUCCUCAAGGGCCUCUCAGCAGGAUAAGAAGACUCAUCUAUCCCCUGGAGGUGCUGAUCUCUUUUUCACUGGUUACUGGGGCAAUCCACAGAAGUAGGGUGGACCAGACAUGUAAUUUUAAAUACGUAAAGUUAUGUGAAAUUAAUUCCCUCCUGCGACUGUCCAGGUCAAAUCCUGAAUCAGAGUCAGAGCUAAAAUUCCUGGGCUUGUGCAUAAGUUUUUUCAGUGACACAGCAAAUCUCUGAAUACCACCAGACUUGCCACUUGAUCCUUCUCUCAUUCAAAUCAGUUGAAAAUCUUGUGAGCUUGUAUGUUCUGAAAAUGAACCUUUACAGGGUAAGUUAAUGAGAGUAGGAAAUUGCUACUAAAAAUUUCCCUGCUUCUGUUGAAAAGAAUCCUGGGGUGUCUAACCCAGACAGCAACUGGAGACGACUACUUAAUGUGUCACUCAAAAGGCAUCUCAGAAGUAUUUGCCUUGACUCUGGAUCUUAGAAAUGAACUUCUGUGCCUAGGCUGGUAUUUUUCAAACUUUAACCACAUAUUUUUUUGUCACAUCCUCCAGUUUCCUUCUGAUCAUUGUUUAUUCUGUCGUCUCUGUGAAAACAGGAGCCUUUUUUGUUUGUAACCCAUGGUUGUCCCACUGAUUCACGCUCUUACAUUCUUUCGGGUCUGUCAUGAUUAUAAUCAGAGCACCAGACACCUCUCUCUGUGAAUUUCAUUAGAACACGGUAGCAAUAGUGAGAGUUUCUGAAGGUGGUGGAAACAGUUACUGAAAAGUAGAAGAGUCACUUUAUCCAUUGAAUGCUUCCAAAGACUUAAAAAAAUAAAAAUAAUUUUAAAAAAUCCCAA